UACAAAUAAACAGUGCAGUUCUUAUUUAUUUCUUUACUGAUAAAACCAUCCGCGAAGAGAAAAAGAGACUUCGACGAACUCGUUCGAUCAAUACACGUUACGAAUUCAGCAAUACAUAAGUUCUUUUUCUCGAUGCUAGCUCCAUGCAUUUUUCCUCCAUUUUAUCGAUUAAGGGGGAUUCUCGUGUAACAGACUUAAAAGAUCGAUUUUUUGUUUAAGCUACGGAAUAAUUGGGGGCUGUUAUCGAAGAUCGAGCGAUCGAGACAGGUCGAUACUAAUUGCCGAUAGAUAGGGUACGCAAAAAUCGAGCUCAACAACGUGGAAUCAAGAACGGCGCAUCGGGGAAAAUUCGCACGCGUUAUCCGCAGAGAAAAGCUGCAAUUUCAUGCGAAUAAAGCGAUUUCCAUCGGAACAAUAUCAAAUCCACGAUGCGUUCGAAUUGGCUGUUGGUGUUCCUGUUUCAAAUAUCCUGGGGAUUCACCGAAAGAGGAGUAUAUUACACCGGACGAAAGGAUUUAUUCGAGCUAUCGGUGAUACACCUAAACGAUUUUCACGCAAGGUUCGUGCAAACGGGACCGCAUUCCGGCACGUGUCACAAGGAAAACGAAAAGGAUUGCGUCGGCGGAAUCGCGAGGGUUUCCACGGCGGUUAAACGAUUAAUCGCGGAGAGACCGAAUCCAAUUUUCCUGAACGCCGGCGACAAUUUCCAGGGGACGCUCUGGUACAAUGUUCAUCGAUGGAACGUGACUGCUGUGUUCAUGAACAUGCUGCCGCACGACGUUAUGACAAUCGGAAACCACGAAUUCGACGAUGAUAUCAAGGGUGUCGUUCCCUUUUUGAAAAGGUUAAAGGCACCAGUUGUGGUGGCCAAUAUAGAUGCCAGCGAGGAGCCAUCGAUGCAGGGUCUCUAUAAAAACAGUACAAUUCUUCUAAGAAAUGGUAUCAAAAUCGGAGUCAUUGGUGUCAUUUUAUCCACCACAAACACGAUAUCCGUCACCGGGAAGUUAAAGUUUUUGGACGAGGUAAAAUCGGUGAACGACGAGGCGUUGAGACUGAAAUCUCAGGGGGUCGACAUUAUCAUUGUUUUGAGCCACUCUGGAUUGGACGUGGAUAGAAAAAUGGCCGCCCAGUGUCCUUUGGUCGACGUGAUUGUUGGUGGACAUUCGCACACGUUCCUUUACACUGGUAAGCCUCCAUUCAUCGACACCCCCGCAGACAAGUACCCGGUGGUGGUGGUUCAAGAAAACACCAAGAGAACAGUCCUGAUUGUUCAGGCGGCAGCGUACACCAAGUAUUUGGGGAACUUAACGGUCUGGUUUGACGAGGAGGGCGAAGUGGCUGAUUGGACCGGAAAUCCAAUUCUUCUUGAUUCCUCCGUCGAAGAGGAUCCAGCGAUGCUGCAAGCUUUGGAACCCUGGAGAGCACCUGUGGAUGAAAAGGAGUCGUCAAAAGUUGGUCGAUCGAAAGUUUACUUGGACAAUAAAUGCCGCAGAAGCGAAUGCAAUUUGGGGAAUUUAAUCACAGAUGCAAUGGUGGAUGCUUACGUGGAGCGGGCUGAAAAUCAGACUUUCUGGACGUAUGCUGCUGUCGCGUGUAUGAAUCCCGGAGGAAUACGUGCUCCUAUCGAAUCAGUUAAUCAGGACAUCACUUUUGGUGAUUUGAUGAUGUCCCAGCCCUUUGAGAACACGUGGGACAUCCUCGAAUUAAACGGCAGUUGCAUCAUGCAGAUUCUGGAGUUGAACGGAAUUUUAGUAUGGUCGGGACUGAAAGUGACCUACAACGAGACCAACAACAUCAGAACCGCGAUGGACGUCCAAAUAAGGUGUCGCGCGUGCGAAGUGCCAAAAUUUGAGCCGUUGAAGCUCGACAUUUGGUACAGAAUAGUGGUUCCAUCCUUCUUGGUUCGCGCUGGCGAUGGAUAUCACCCUUUUACAACCUGCGGCAUCAAUCACAACGUCGGAGAAGCGGAUGCAGAACAAUUGGCAAAAUAUAUGAAGAAAAUGAGCCCGAUUAUAGUCGGUCUAGAUCGCCGAGUGAUAUUCAUGAAUGGGAAUAAAAUAUAGUUCAAUUAA
Messenger RNA from Colletes gigas, 2072 nucleotides. RefSeq names its product apyrase-like. Gene Ontology annotation, biological process: AMP catabolic process. The coding region runs from base 429 to 2063 and encodes 544 amino acids. Gene Ontology annotation, molecular function: nucleotide binding; 5'-nucleotidase activity; metal ion binding. Gene Ontology annotation, cellular component: plasma membrane. Lineage: Eukaryota; Metazoa; Arthropoda; Insecta; Hymenoptera; Colletidae. The transcript is spliced from 12 exons. The record is from RefSeq and is a predicted model, not a curated record.